This is a messenger RNA of Closterium sp. Naga37s-1, 1047 nucleotides long. Lineage: Eukaryota; Viridiplantae; Streptophyta; Zygnematophyceae; Desmidiales; Closteriaceae. The record is from the annotation of a GenBank genome assembly.
AUGGAGGCGAAGGAUGCUGGGAAGUCGUUGGAAAAAAACGUGUUUUCAAACCAGCUAUUUGGGGAUGACGAUGAGGAGGAUGAGAGUUACAGCAACCAGGGCUUUGGAUUGGGUGGGAAGGGGAGUGUGUGCUACAUGAACCAGCUCUACAUGGAUGAGGAGGAAGAGGAGAGGAGCUGCUUGGCAGCAACAGGGAUUUCAGUUGGCAUCGGCAGCCCGUCUCUGCUGCUCCCAACCACUCUGCAGCCCGUCUCUGCUACUCCCAACCACUCUGCAGCCCGUCUCUGCUACUCCCAACCACUCUGCAGCCCGUCUCUGCUACUCCCAACCACUCUGCAGCCCGUCUCUGCUACUCCCAACCACUCUGCAGCCCGUCUCUGCUACUCCCAACCACUCUGCAGCCCGUCUCUGCUACUCCCAACCACUCUGCAGCCCGUCUCUGCUACUCCCAACCACUCUGCAGCCCGCCUCUGCUACUCCCAACCACUCUGCAGCCCGUCUCUGCUACUCCCAACCACUCUGCAGCCCGUCUCUGCUACUCCCGACCACUCUGCAGCCCGUCUCUGCUACUCCCAACCACUCUGCAGCCCACCUCUGCUACUCCCAACCACUCUGCAGCCCGUCUCUGCUACUCCCAACCACUCUGCAGCCCGCCUCUGCUACUCCCAACCACUCUGCAGCCCGCCUCUGCUACUCCCAACCACUCUGCAGCCCGCCUCUGCUACUCCCAACCACUCUGCAGCCCGCCUCUGCUACUCCCAACCACUCUGCAGCCCGCCUCUGCUACUCCCAACCACUCUGCAGCCCGCCUCUGCUACUCCCAACCACUCUGCAGCCCGCCUCUGCUACUCCCAACCACUCUGCAGCCCGCCUCUGCUACUCCCAACCACUCUGCAGCCCGCCUCUGCUACUCCCAACCACUCUGCAGCCCGCCUCUGCUACUCCCAACCACUCUGCAGCCCACCUCUGCUACUCCCAACCACUCUUGCUGACUUGCUGGGCAGUCCUCGAAGCUGCCUGCCUGCGCUGGAGGGUUUAUACAAAUAG